GAAUAUCGAAUUGCGCAGCUGUACAUGAUACAGAAAAAGAGCAGAGAAGAGACAUGUGGGGAAGGCAGCGGGGUCGAGAUCCUGGAGAACAGGCCAUACAUGGAUGGACCGGGAGGCAACGGGCAGUAUACUCACAAAGUGUACCACAUUGGUAUGCACAUACCCAGCUGGUUUCGGUCAAUACUGCCCAAGGCAGCUCUGCGAGUCGAAGAGGAAUCGUGGAAUGCAUAUCCUUAUACAAGGACAAGGUAUACGUGUCCUUUUGUUGAGAAGUUCUCUAUUGAUAUUGAGACAUACUACAAAACUGAUUCAGGAGAGCAUGCCAACGUGUUCAACCUUUCUCCUGCAGAAAAAAGACAAACGAUUCUAGAUCCUAUUGAUAUUGUUAAAGAUCCUAUUCCUCCACAUGAAUACAAAGCUGAGGAGGAUCCAAAGCUGUAUAAAUCAGUGAAGACUAAAAGAGGGCCCCUCUCAGAAGACUGGAUUCAAGAGUACAAGAACAACCCUGGGAAAUACCCUAUCAUGUGUGCAUAUAAACUGUGUAAAGUCGAGUUCAGAUACUGGGGGAUGCAGUCGAAAAUCGAGCGAUUUAUCCAUGAUGUUGGCUUGCGGAAGGUCAUGGUCCGUGCCCAUCGGCAGGCUUGGUGCUGGCAGGACGAAUGGUAUGGGCUCACCAUUGAGGAUAUCCGGCAGCUGGAGAAGGAGGCACAGUUGAUGCUGGCUCAGAAGAUGGCUCAGUUCUGCAGUGAAAAUGAUACUGAGCAGCACGGUGUCAAAGACACUCCUGGUGAGAAGGAUGUUGAAGCCAGCACAGUUUCACCUGUUGACACAGAGGAUGCCGCUGGUAACAGUGAAACAGGCUCUGGGAGAUCACUCACCAAGCAGUGGUCCACUUCUUCCAAGUCCUCACGAUCUUCAAAGAGAGGAGCAAGUCCCUCACGCCAUAGUAUCUCCGAGUGGAGGAUGCAGAGCAUUGCCAGGGACUCAGACGACAGCUCAGAUGAUGAAUUCUUUGAUGCACAUGAGGACUUGUCUGACAAUGAGGAAAUGUUCCCGAAAGAAAUAACCAAAUGGAGUUCCAAUGAUCUGAUGGAUAAAAUUGAAACCCCCGAAUGCGAUGAUGUCCAGGGUGACUUGUAUCACGAGACAUCAGCAGAGUACCACGUUGGCUCCAGCGUGGAGAGGCUCAGCAUCAUUGAAGAUGAAUCAGUGCAGCCAUUAAUGCAGCCAAGUAAAAUCCAUGUCCUCCUCUUGGUACUUCAUGGAGGGAACAUCCUGGACUCAGGAAGUGGUGACCAGAGCUCUAAGCAAGGGGAUGUCAACACCAUCACGACAGUGUUUGACACAGUGAUGAGAGUGCAUUACCCAGCUGCUCUUGGACACAUUGCCAUCAGGCUAGUCCCUUGCCCAGCCAUCUGCUCCGAAGCAUUUUCGCUGGUGUCCAGCCUCAGCCCAUAUAGUUAUGAUGAAGGCUGCCUGUCCAACAGCCAGGAUCACAUUCCCCUUGCUGCACUCCCUCUGCUAGCAACAUCAUCCCCGCAGUACCAAGAAGCGGUAGCCACAGUCAUCGUCAGAGCCAACCAGGCCUACAGCGAGUUCAUCAGAUCCCAGGAGGGCAUGUCAUUCAACGGCCAGGUCUGCUUGGUAGGGGACUGUGUUGGAGGAAUCCUGGGAUUUGAUGCCUUAUGCUACAGCAAUCAGACUGUGUCCGAGAGCCAGAACAGCAGUCGGCGAGGAAGCGUUGUGAGUGUCCAGGAUACGGACCUCCUGUCUCCUGGAAUAACGGUGAACAACAGCUAUUGUUCCAGUGGCUCUAAUCUGGAAGCCAGCAGACACCUCAGCAGGAGCAACAUUGAUAUUCCCCGUAGCAACGGAGAAGAUCCAAAGAAGCAGCUGCCACGAAAAAGGAGUGAUUCAUCAACCUAUGAACUGGACACGAUAAAGCAGCAUCAAGCCUUUCUUUCAAGUUUACAUUCUAGUGUGCUGAGAAAUGACCCAGGAUCCAGGCGAUCUAGUAGCUCUACUAUGUUGGAUGGAGGAAAUAUUGGAAAGUUUGAAUUUGAGGUCACUGACUUCUUCCUCUUUGGUUCUCCCUUGGGUCUGGUUCUUGCACUGCGAAAAACUGUCAUUCCGGCUCUUGACAUCUUUCAGCUCAGACCAGCUUGUCAGCAGGUCUAUAACCUGUUCCACCCUGCAGACCCAUCUGCUUCACGCCUCGAGCCUCUUCUGGAGAGGAAGUUCUACCUUUUGCCCCCCUUUAAUAUUCCCCGUUACCAGAGGUUCCCACUGGGUGAUGGCAAUUCUGCUGUUCUGGUUGAGACAAUCCAGAACAAUCCCAUCCUCCUCAUGGAAAGUAGCCCUCUGGGUGCUCUCCAGCACCAGGACAGCUUCAUGGAAACAAGUAUCCCCGUUCCCGUACUGAAUUGGCAAGAUGUUUCCAAUAAAAGUGCUGGUUUUGCUGAGUCAGAUGUUGUUCAGUCUCAUGGUGCCGUCUUCAUGGAAAGCGCGUCCCUGUCCACCCCCAUUUCAGCCCCUCAGUUCAGGGGCUUCCGGAGAGCCAGUGAGAUCAGCAUUGCCAGCCAGGUCUCAGGAAUGGCAGACAGUUACACUGCUUCCAACAUAGCCAACAUUGCUGCCAAGUGGUGGGGAACCAAAAGGAUCGACUACGCUCUCUACUGUCCUGACGCUCUGACGGCUUUCCCAACAGUCGCUUUGCCGCACCUCUUCCACGCAAGCUACUGGGAGUCCACAGACGUUGUCUCCUUCCUGCUGAGACAGGUGAUGAGGCACGAGAACUCGAGCGUUUUGGAGCUGGAUGGGAAGGAGGUGUCUGUCUUCACCCCCUCCAAGCCCCGUGAGAAGUGGCUCCGCAAGAGGACGCACGUGAAGCUCCGGAACGUCACAGCCAACCACAGGAUAAAUGACACCAUUGCUAAUGAAGAUGGGCCCCAGACCUUAACUGGAAGGUUUAUGUAUGGUCCGUUAGAUAUGGUCACGCUCACAGGAGAAAAGGUGGACAUUCACAUCAUGACCCAGCCACCGUCAGGAGAGUGGGUUUACUUUGACACUGAGAUCAGCAACAGCAGUGGCAGGAUUUCUUACGUCAUCCCUGAGAACCGGCGCCUGGGCAUUGGCGUGUACCCCGUCAAGAUGGUGGUCAGGGGUGACCACACAUAUGCAGACAGCUACAUCACAGUCCUGCCGAAGGGGACGGAGUUUGUGGUGUUCAGCAUCGACGGCUCCUUUGCAGCCAGCGUAUCCAUCAUGGGCAGCGACCCCAAAGUCCGCGCUGGAGCGGUCGACGUUGUAAGGCACUGGCAAGACCUCGGCUACCUCAUUAUCUAUGUCACGGGCCGCCCCGACAUGCAGAAGCAGAGGGUGGUAGCGUGGUUAGCACAGCACAACUUCCCCCACGGGAUCGUCUCCUUCUGCGAUGGGCUCGUUCACGACCCGCUGCGGCACAAGGCCAACUUCCUGAAAUCCCUCAUCACAGACCUCCACAUGAGGAUCCAUGCGGCAUAUGGAUCUACUAAGGACAUCUCUGUGUACAGCUCCAUCAGCCUCCCGCCCACGCACAUCUACAUCGUUGGCCGACCCACCAAGAAGCUGCAGAGCCAGUGUCAGUUCAUCACGGAGGGGUAUGCAGCCCACCUGGCCCAGCUGGAGUACAACCACCGCUCGCGCCCCGCUAAGAACACCACGCGCAUGGCGCUGCGGAAAGGCAGCUUCGGGCUGCCCAGCCAGACCGAGUUCCUGCGCAAGAGGAAUCACCUGCUGCGGACCAUCUCCUCCCAGCCUUCGGCCACCGGCGGCAGCGCCGGCCACCGCCCCGAGCGCACCCAGAGCCAGUCCGACAGCGACAAGGAGAGGGACAGGGAACGCAGCCAAAGAAGCAUGAGCAUCGCCACGGGGUGCUGGGGCCGGAGCGCAGCAUCCCGGCUGGAGUCUGGCCUCUUGGGGCAGAAGUAG
Messenger RNA from Nipponia nippon (crested ibis), 3969 nucleotides. Lineage: Eukaryota; Metazoa; Chordata; Aves; Pelecaniformes; Threskiornithidae. The record is from RefSeq and is a predicted model, not a curated record.